This is a messenger RNA of Apis laboriosa (Himalayan honeybee), 1635 nucleotides long. It is a transcript of the gene Arp2, whose product is annotated as actin-related protein 2. Gene Ontology annotation, molecular function: actin filament binding. Bases 186 to 1388 code for a protein of 400 amino acids. The transcript has 8 exons. Gene Ontology annotation, cellular component: Arp2/3 protein complex; actin cortical patch. The record is from RefSeq and is a predicted model, not a curated record. Lineage: Eukaryota; Metazoa; Arthropoda; Insecta; Hymenoptera; Apidae. Gene Ontology annotation, biological process: Arp2/3 complex-mediated actin nucleation.
GAAAAAUUGCAAGAAUUGUAGACCUCUGUUGGCAUGUCAGAUGAACUAGUAAAUCUAAACGUCUGGGGAUGAUACCGGUAACGCCCUAGAUCUUGUAACAAUUAAUCAUCUCACGGAAUGUGCAAUGUUUAAUGUAUAUUGAUAUAAAAAACACAAAAUAUCCGUUUAAAUAAUCAUAUUGAAAAAUGGAUAGUAAAGGCAGAAAGAUUAUUGUUUGUGAUAACGGAACAGGGUUUGUAAAAUGUGGAUAUGCAGGAGCAAAUUUUCCAGCACACAUAUUUCCAUCUAUAGUUGGACGUCCUAUUAUCAGAGCUGUCAAUAAAAUAGGAGACAUUGAUGUGAAGGAUGUGCUUAACAUGCCUGACUUAAUGGUUGGAGAUGAAGCAAGUAAACUUCGUUCCAUGCUAGAAAUUAGUUAUCCAAUGCAAAAUGGAAUUGUUAGAAAUUGGGAAGAUAUGUGUCAUGUAUGGGAUUACACAUUUGGCAAAGAGAAAAUGAAUAUUAAUCCUAGGGAAUGUAAAAUUUUAUUGACGGAACCACCAAUGAAUCCUAUUACAAAUCGUGAAAAAAUGAUUGAGGUAAUGUUUGAAAAAUAUGGUUUUGCUGGUACAUAUAUUGCAAUUCAAGCAGUACUUACUUUAUAUGCUCAAGGAUUAAUCAGUGGUGUUGUAGUAGAUUCUGGUGACGGAGUCACUCAUAUUUGUCCUGUAUUUGAAGAAUAUGCUUUACCUCAUCUUACUCGACGAUUAGAUAUAGCUGGUCGAGAUAUUACAAUGUAUUUAAUAAAACUUCUCUUGUUACGUGGUUAUGCAUUUAAUCAUUCUGCUGAUUUUGAAACAGUUAGAAUGUUAAAAGAAAAAUUAUGUUAUAUUGGUUAUAAUAUUGAAACUGAAGAAAAGUUAGCUCUUGAAACAACUGUUUUAGUUGAAUCAUAUACUCUUCCUGAUGGAAGAGUAAUAAAAGUAGGUGGAGAGAGAUUUGCUGCACCAGAAGCUUUAUUUCAGCCUCAUUUGAUAAAUGUUGAGGCUCAAGGAAUUGCUGAAUUGGUAUUCAGUACUAUUCAAGCAGCUGAUAUUGAUAUAAGAAGUGAAUUAUAUAAACAUAUUGUUUUAAGUGGUGGUAGUACAAUGUAUCCUGGACUUCCAUCUAGACUUGAAAGAGAAAUUAAACAGCUUUAUCUUCAAAGAGUAUUAAAGAAUGAUACUUCAAAAUUAAAUAAAUUUAAAAUAAAAAUUGAAGAUUCUCCGCGACGCAAAGAUAUGGUCUUCAUGGGUGGUGCUGUAUUAGCAGAAAUUACAAAGGAUCGUGAAUCAGUAUGGAUAACAAGAGAAGAAUAUGAAGAAAAAGGUCUUAGUGUAUUAAAAAAAUUAGGUUCUUAUGAACCAUAAAAAAAAAAUAAUGAAAUAUAUACAAAAAUAUAUACUUUUUUUUUAUAUUUAAAGUUGUUCCAAAGUGCAAAGUUUUUAUAUUUUAUAUUCGCAAUUCAUUUAUAUCGAAUUGUUUUAAGUAUCUAGGUUGAAUAUAAUCAUAUAAGAAGUUCAAAAAAUACUAGAUUUUUAAAUUUUAAAAUUAAUUUUAUUUAAUAUAUAUAUUUCUAUAAACGUAUGAUUAUAUUAGAUUUAAAUAUUAUUAAAU